Molecule: messenger RNA, 348 nt
Organism: Drosophila ananassae
Lineage: Eukaryota; Metazoa; Arthropoda; Insecta; Diptera; Drosophilidae
Exons: 2
Coding region: 70-336 (88 amino acids)
Source: RefSeq, a predicted model, not a curated record
UCGUGACUUUGGUGAAUCCCAGUUUAUUCAAAGCCCUCAAGCCGCCAAGAUCAAACCGCCCCUACAACCAUGAGUGACGACAUGAAUAUUUUGCUGGAGGAGGGGAGCUUCGUCCUUGAAAUGGAUCAACCUGUACAAGUGAAUGUCGAGGAGGAGCCACAGGAGCAGCUACAAGAGAAUUAUGAAGAAGACCACUUUGAAAUUUUCUCACUUAGCUCCGGCCCCUAUAGGUUUUUGCGAAAUUGUAGCAAUGCAGGAGUAUGGAUGUGUGCUCUCUACAACUUGUGCGUUAUACUUCUACUGAUCAGUGUCUAUGUUUACAGACGCAUGAAAUAAAAGUUUCAAUGU